CUGAGGGGGCUCAGUCGACAGCCACCACUGCUGCUACUGCUACUGCCGCAGCGCAGCCACCUCGGUCUCUGUGCUGGUAGGGGCCGCCGCCCGGACAGCUACGCUGCCUAGCAUCCCCAGGCAGUAAGCCCGCUUACUCCCCGCGAGUGCGUGCACGUUGGAAGUUGUUGACAACUAUAUCCAGCCCUUGCUGAAUACAUCUUAUUGUCCACAUAUCCAGUGUGAAGUCCCUCCAGGUACAAGGUGGGCACCAUGGCUGAGAAAUUUGACUGCCACUACUGCAGGGACCCCCUGCAGGGUAAGAAAUACGUGGAGAAGGAUGGCCACCACUGCUGCCUGAAGUGCUUUGACAAGUUCUGUGCCAAUACCUGUGUGGAAUGCCGCAAGCCUAUUGGUGCAGACUCCAAGGAGGUGCACUAUAAGAACCGCUAUUGGCAUGACACCUGCUUCCGCUGUGCCAAGUGCCUGCACCCCUUGGCCAACGAGACUUUUAUGUCGAAGGACAACAAGAUCCUGUGCAAUAAGUGCACCACGAAGGAGGACUCCCCCAAGUGCAAGGGCUGCUUCAAGCCAAUUGUGGCAGGAGAUCAGAAUGUGGAGUACAAGGGGAUCGUCUGGCACAAAGACUGCUUCACCUGCAGCAACUGCAAGCAAGUCAUUGGGUCUGGAAGCUUCUUCCCUAAAGGGGAGGACUUCUACUGCAUGACUUGCCAUGAGUCCAAAUUUGCCAAGCAUUGCGUGAAGUGCAACAAGGCCAUCACAUCUGGAGGAAUCACUUACCAGGAUCAGCCCUGGCAUGCCGAGUGCUUUGUGUGUGUUACCUGCUCUAAGAAGCUGGCUGGGCAGCGUUUCACCGCUGUGGAGGACCAGUAUUACUGCGUGGAUUGCUACAAGAACUUUGUGGCCAAGAAGUGUGCUGGAUGCAAGAACCCCAUCACUGGGUUUGGUAAAGGCUCCAGUGUGGUGGCCUAUGAAGGACAAUCCUGGCACGACUACUGCUUCCACUGCAAAAAAUGCUCCAUGAAUCUGGCCAACAAGCGCUUUGUUUUCCAUCAGGAGCAAGUGUAUUGUCCCGACUGUGCCAAAAAGCUGUAAAUUGACAGGGGCUCCUGUCCUGUAAAAUGGAAUUGAGUCUUGUUCUUUGUGUCCUCACCCUCUGCCCUAUACCAUCCAUAGGGGAAGAACAGUCUCCCACCUCUAAAAAGUUGUUCUUUCUGUCUUUUAUCCCAUUUUACAGUAUUACUCAAAUAAGGGCACACAGUGAUCAUUCUAAGAUUUAGCAAAACCAGCUCCGCAACAAAGUUAAUUUUGUGAUAGCUGCAUAUAAAAAACGAACACUUAGAUAGAUGGACUCUUCUGCAAGUUUAUCACAAAGCAGAAAAGUACUAACCAUUUAGCUGCUUAAUGAUGUAAGCAAGAAGCCUAAGACAUAAAGUUCCCACUGAGAUGCCCUUUGUGACUCAGCUGGGAACCACCAUGUCAUCACAGGACACAAGAGUUGCAGCGGCUGCUCCAACUCGCUGCUCAUCCUGUGUUCUGUGAGCAGAAAGAGAACUUAUCGAAAUGCAUGGUUUAACUUCCUCAUCAAAACCUUCCUCUGUUCUUUUGUGCUUUGGAUGGACUAAUAUGAAUUUCUAGAAAAUUAACAUUUGAACUUAGCUGUGAUUCUAAACUGACCUUUUCCCCAUACUAACCUUUGAGUUUCCGGAGUGCUGUGUUUUCUGAAUGUUCCUACUUUCAAGCAUGGAACAUGCAGGUGAUGUGGAAAGUGUAGGUAGAUCUGAGAAAAUGAGCCUGUUUCAGAGGAACAUCGUCACAGUGAAUACUUCUCUUCUGGAAUUUUAACAAAACUAACCCAGCUGUCAUUUUUUAAAAUUAAUAAUAUUUUGUUUUAAUUAAUAGCAAUAUAGAUUAUCGGUUUGGAGACUUGCAUGAAAUAUUUUAGCCUCCUCAAACGUUCCUGCAGUUUUGAAAUCAUCCUACAGAAGUAACCAUAAAACUCUAGAGGGGUAGUUGAGCAGGUGCCAGGACUGUCAUUGACAUUGAUGUGACAAUUCCAGUGGCGAGUUGAAUCCCUUAUAACAUAGUAGUUGUCUGCUCUUUGUCUCUGUGUUAAAGAGGCCCACCAAUGUCCCUUCUCUUAUAAUACUUAGGACUGUUCCUAAAGAACUUAGCUAUAUCUCUGGUGGAGUGGGGAGGUCUCCAUCCUCACAGGCAGCCAUAUAGUGCUUACCUGAGAUGCAAUAUCACCUACUUACUGUAUUCUGUCUACAUUAUUAUAUUACAUAGUAGAAUGAGACAAUAUCAAAGUGAACAUGUAAUGACAAUACAUAUUAACAUUCUUGUAGUAAUGAUUAGAGAAGUCGAUGCCUCAUUUCUAUAUUUUGUCAUUAGUUAAUAUCAUCUAACAUUUCAGUGUAUCAUUACAGAAAUAAAGCAGCAUAUAAAUAA
Molossus molossus (Pallas's mastiff bat) is the source of this 2451-nucleotide messenger RNA. RefSeq names its product four and a half LIM domains 1 (gene FHL1). The transcript is spliced from 7 exons. Gene Ontology annotation, molecular function: transmembrane transporter binding. The record is from RefSeq and is a predicted model, not a curated record. The coding region runs from base 253 to 1095 and encodes 280 amino acids. NCBI's taxonomy places the organism in Eukaryota, Metazoa, Chordata, Mammalia, Chiroptera, Molossidae. Gene Ontology annotation, biological process: muscle organ development.